Messenger RNA from Electrophorus electricus (electric eel), 7250 nucleotides. Its product is annotated as adhesion G protein-coupled receptor B1-like. The record is from RefSeq and is a predicted model, not a curated record. Gene Ontology annotation, cellular component: plasma membrane; postsynaptic density; dendrite. Gene Ontology annotation, molecular function: G protein-coupled receptor activity. NCBI's taxonomy places the organism in Eukaryota, Metazoa, Chordata, Actinopteri, Gymnotiformes, Gymnotidae. Gene Ontology annotation, biological process: cell surface receptor signaling pathway; negative regulation of angiogenesis; adenylate cyclase-activating G protein-coupled receptor signaling pathway.
ACUUGCAGUGCAAAGACCACAAGCAAGAAGACUCCGAAGCCGGGAGUAAAAGUACCAACUAAGACAGGAGCUGUUCAACGAACGUCUGGGAGAAAGAAACCUUCCUUUGAGUUUGCUGGAGCUCUGAGACCGCGAAUUCGGCCCUUCGCUAUAGCCAGUGUCACUGGGAAUAGCUGCAAAGAAAAGUUGGUAGUAAACUCUUUGGAGUUUGGUCAGAGUCGCUUUAUUUCCGUUUUGCUUGUGGAAGUGGACUGCACUGAAACUUGGAAUCGGUCUGAAGAAUAACACCGGUUGUGGACUCUUGUCUCGACCACCUUCUCCAGUUUUCUCUGCGCCCAAGUUUGGCCACGCACCUUCGGCAAGAGGACAGCUUGAAGACGCCGGUCGCGUAAGAGAAUCAGAGAAGGUUUCCUCUCGCUGAGACGUGUGGAUGGAGAGCACCUUUCAUAGAUACAGACAUAUUUAAAGAUCUACUACAGAUAAACAUGGCCCCAUUAUUUUAGUGAAGUCUUCAACCCUCCAUCCAAACAUCAAGCAAACAACAACAAAAAAAACAACCUAAAGAUAAAGCAACCAACUAAAUCCCUCAAGCAGCCGUGACGGUGGGAGAGAGAGCUACAGGAGUCUAGACCAACGUGUAUGUGUGCGCCCUCGAGCACAGAGAAGAUGGAGUGGCAGCCUCUCUCAUUGGCUGGCCUCUCUCUGGCCUUGUGUGUUCUGCUGAGUCUGACCUCUGCCACGCCCUCCGGCCCGGCUUCUGCCACCUGCGCCUCCCUGGAGCAGAGUCGUUUCUUUGGCGUCUUCUCCUCCAAGGUGGCUCUGCCCUCUGCUCCCUGCUCCUGGACCCUGCAGAACCCGGACCCUCGCCGCUACACCGUCUACAUGAAGAUCACCAAGCCAACUGAAUCCUGCACACCGCGCCAGAUCAAGACCUUCCAGUUUGACUCGUUCCUGGAGACGUCCCGCACCUACCUGGGCAUGGAGAGCUUUGACGAGGUGGUGCGGCUGUGCGACGCCUCCUCUUCUGUGGCCUACCUGGAGUCCAGCAAGCAGUUCCUCCAGCUGAGGAAGGUGGUGCCCAUGCAGCUCGCCCAUGAAGAGGAAGGCAGCGAUGACGAGGGCAGUCAGUUCGGCGCCGAGUUCCUGGUGGUGGGGAAGAGGAACCCCAGCGUGCCCGCCUGUGAGAUGCUGUGUAAGUGGCUGGCGGAAUGCCUGGCAACCAGUACCCAUGGCAACCCCUGCGGUAUCAUGGCUACGCCCUGCCAGUGCUGGGAGCCACCCAGGAGGAGGACGGGAGGCUGCUAUAGGGGCGGAGUCUACGUGGACAAGUGCACGCCCAACAUUAGAGACAUCAGCCGUGAUGCUGAGAUCAUGAAGGGUUGGUCUGGCUGGGGCCGCUGGUCUGAGUGCAGUAACGAGUGUGGGGGUGGAGUCCAGGUCCGCAGUAGGGCAUGUCAACCUGACGACGGCGUCUGUGAGGGCGUGGUAGAGGAGGGGCGGGCUUGUAAUCCCCAGCCCUGCAUUGGUAAAGUGCGCCAGCGUAGUCAGGCUCUACGAUCCAUCAUUGGCCUGAGGAGAGACAACGGUGAAGAGAGUAACCCGGCCAACCCGGCUCCAGAUGCAUUUCAGGACCAGUGGUCUCUGUGGAGCGCCUGCUCUGUCAGCUGUGGGGAGGGAUGGCAGAGCCGCACACGUAACUGCAUGACAUCUGCUCACAAUACCCUGUGCACUGGUCCUUUAAGAGAGAACAGGCCCUGCAACAGUUCGAUUGUCUGCCCAGUGAAUGGUGCCUGGGAUGAGUGGGCCCCGUGGAGUUUGUGUUCAUCCACGUGUGGCCGUGGUUACCGUGACCGCGUCCGUGUCUGCAAGCCACCCAAUAAUGGAGGGGAACCCUGCGUUGGGCCCAGCACACAGACCAAGUUCUGCAACAUCGCUGUGUGCCCUGUCGAUGGCUCCUGGAACGAUUGGUCAGCCUGGACCGCUUGCUCAGCCUCCUGCUCCAAUGGGACAAGGCAGCGCACACGCGAGUGCAACGGCCCAUCGUACGGAGGCUCUGAGUGUCGGGGCGACUGGCGCGAGACCAGCAACUGCUUCCUGAAGGACUGCCCAGUGGACGGGAAGUGGCACUCUUGGAGCUCCUGGUCUAGCUGCAGUAAGACGUGUGGGGGAGGCAGCCAGCAGAGGCAGAGAGUGUGUGAGGGGCCCUUCUUCGGUGGAGGCCCCUGCACUGGGGACAAAGCUGAUCUUAGACGCUGCAGUGAAAAGAGGUGCCCUGAACCACAUGAGAUUUGUGGUGAGGAGAAUUAUGGCAACGUGGUGUGGAAGAGAACUCCAGCUGGAGACACCGCGGCUAUUUCCUGUCCCUCUGAUGCUGCAGGACUGGUCCUUCGGCGAUGCACCCUGGAUGCUGUGGGCUUGGCCUUCUGGGAAAACCCAACCUACAUCAAAUGCAUUUCUACACAGUACCAGGACAUCCAGGCACUGGCUCGCGAGCUCUUCUCUAAGUUCAAGAAAGGCUUGACGGUGAACGGUGUGUCAGAGGUUCUGUCCAGGCUGAGGAUGACCUCAGACGAUGGGACAAAGUACAGUGGAGACCUGCUGGUCGUCAUGGAGGUGCUUAGGAACACCACGGAGAUGUUCCGUGGAGCUGGAUACAGCCUCAGUAACGCUGACGUAGAGAACUACGCCCAGACAAUUAGCAACUUACUGAAGGAUGAAUACCAUGACAAGUGGGAAGAGGCACAGCUGAUGGGGGCUAACAUCAAGGAGUUCUUUAGUUUGAUUGAGGACUUCAUUGACAUGAUUGGAAAGCAGAUGAGAGAUUUCCAGGACAUUUAUGAAGUGACAGAGAACUUUGAGCUGAGUAUCCAGAAGCGUCCCAAAGUAAUGACUUCAGACGUGACAUUUCCCAUGAAGGGAUGGAGGGGAAUGAUGGAAUGGGUCCGCAAUUCUGAGGAAAAAGUCAUAGUGUCCCGCAACGCCCUGAGUCUGGAUGUGCCUGAUGCAGAAGAGAGCACAGGCUUUGUGACUGGCAUCGUCCUCUACAGAAACCUGGGCCCUGUCCUCUCUCUGCAAAGCAACAGCACCCUGUUGAAUUCUAAAGUCGUCACGGUAAUCGUGAAGCCAAACCCUGGUUUCCUGUCGGCACCUGUGGAGAUCGAGUUCCCUCACCAGCAUAACGGAACCAUCAACGAGACGUGUAUCGCCUGGGAUGAGAGUGAAACCGCGUCGCUGUUAGGCUCCUGGUCUGAGCGCGGCUGCAGAGCGUUCACGGUCGACUCCACCAGGACCAAAUGCGUCUGUGACGGGCUCUCCACCUUCGCCAUUUUAGCGCGGCCGAAUCCCGAAUCGAACAUGGAUAAGAACCUGUUGCCAUCGGUUACGAUGAUCGUUGGAUGUGGAGUCUCAUCGCUCACACUUCUACUGCUCAUUAUCAUCUAUGUCUCUGUUUGGAAGUACAUCCGCUCAGAGCGCUCAGUCAUCCUCAUCAACUUCUGCUUGUCAAUCAUCUGCUCCAAUGCUCUCAUUCUGAUUGGUCAAACACAGGCUCGCAACAAGGUCAUGUGCACACUGGUAGCUGCUUUCCUGCAUUUCUUCUUCCUGUCCUCCUUCUGCUGGGUUCUGACCGAGGCGUGGCAGUCCUACAUGGCCGUGACCGGCCGCUUGCGUAACCGGAUCAUCCGGAAGCGCUUCCUGUGUCUGGGCUGGGGUCUGCCCGCGCUGGUGGUGGCCAUCUCCGUGGGCUUCACCAAGGCCAAGGGAUAUGGCACGGUCAACUACUGCUGGCUGUCUCUUGAAGGAGGACUUCUGUAUUCAUUUGUUGGACCUGCUGCUGCCGUUGUCCUGGUGAACAUGGUGAUUGGUAUCCUGGUGUUUAAUAAGCUGGUGUCUAAGGAUGGAAUCACAGAUGUGAAGUUGAAGGAGAGAGCAGGGGCGUCGCUGUGGAGUUCGUGCGUAGUGCUCCCCCUGCUAGCCUUGACCUGGAUGUCGGCAGUGCUGGCCAUCACGGACCGGCGCUCGGCUCUGUUCCAGAUCCUCUUCGCUGUUUUCGACUCGCUGGAGGGCUUCAUCAUUGUCAUGGUGCACUGUAUCCUGCGCAGGGAGGUCCAGGAAGCUGUGAAAUGUCGUGUAGUCGACCGUAAAGAUGAUGGGAACGGGGACUCUGGGAGCUCAAUGCAAAAUGGUCACACGCAGCGCUUGGGUGACUUUGAAAAGGACACUGACUCAACGAGACCAGGUGGGAUGAAGAGCCCCUCUGAGGAGAAGUUGCCCCCUCCCCAGCUGCCCCUGCCUAUGGGCCCCAACUUCCACACGCUGCCGUCCAACCCAAGCGGGAAGAUUCACGCACAGGCACUGCCGGACUACUCCAGCCACACGCUGACUCUGCGGAGGGAGAAGUGUCGCGGUGGCACCGAGCCUUCCUGUGGCAAACCAAUCUACGUGUGCGACAGCGAGAUCUUCAAGCAGCUGGACGCCGAGCUGGCGCGAGGCCCAGCCGAGGGCGUGGUGCCCGACGCCAGCGGGUACAUGCUCCUGCCCAACACUACGUCCACACUGCGCGCCAAGCCCAAGGACGAGACCGGCUCAGUCUCCAAGUACAACAUCAGCGUGGAGCAGCUCCCACAGGCACGCCUGGUACACCUGGGUGGUGCUUACGCCGAGCCGCAGGCCGCCUACACCACCAAGACGCUGCCCUCUGACCGCGCCAGCGUCUCCUACUCCGAGCGGGACUCGCCCGUCCAGAACCUGCACAACAUCUCCAGUGAGAGUCACAUGACCAGCAUUCUGGGGGACACCUUUGACUCCAUGAACUCCAUGAUGUCAAAGAGCGAGACCAUCUCCACACUGUCCAUGAGCUCACUGGAGGUCAGUGAGGGGAGACAGAAAUCCCGUUAUGCUGAGCUAGACUUUGAGAAAAUCAUGCACACAAGGAAGCGGCAUCAGAACAUGUUCCAAGACCUCAACAGGAAGUUACAUCAUGGCGAGAAGGACAGAGAGUCACCUGCUUCUGACAGCAAGUCUGUGAGGUGGAGCGUGUCUUCCGCAGGAAGUGACAAAACCAGCCACAGCGACAAGCAAGCCCCUGGAGAGCGUUCAUGGGAAAGUAUGCCCCGGUCACAGACGUCACCCCCAGCAUGGGUCCGCAAGGACCUGGAGCCUCUGCAGGCUUCCCCCCUGGAGCUGCCCACCGUGGAGUGGGAGAAGGCAGGAGCCACCAUCCCUCUGGUGGGCCAGGACAUCAUGGACUUACAGACGGAAGUGUGAGGGCCUUGCUAACCAAACCCUGCACACCCCUGGCUCAUUUUAGUUUUGGAAAGAGGGAGAGAAAGAGAAUCUGAAGGGUAGAAUCUGAAGGGAACUGGGGAGCGGAGGAACAUGGAAAGAGUACAAAGAUAAAAUAAAGAAAGAUAAAAAGAAGAGAACCAAAAACCAUGUCCAGACAUCCAAAGAAUAAAAGAGGAUAAAGACAGAGAGUGAGGGAAAGAAGGAAAGGUGUAAGCUUGGGGAUGUAUGUACUUCCAAGCUUCACCAGUCAGGCAUUAAUGUUAGUGUGAGGAGGAGGUGAGAUAUGGUUGGUUGGGUUUGGUUCUCCUCUGGGCAGAGAAAGGUUCUGAUUGUUCCAUUGAGAGUUUCUCCCAUAACUUCCGUCUGGUCCAGGAGAGGUGUCUCAUGCCUGUGCCUUUUCAGUUUUUCCCUCGAAUUCAGCAUGGUAAGGCCGGGCCCUCCAGCCAGAACCUGGGCGGGGCCCGGCUGCCUGGGCGGGGCCUCCCGGCGGCCUCUUCUGGCAUCUCUCCUCUUGCCAGGAGAGAAGGACAAGUGACGAGUCGCAUCCCAUCAGCCUCUGGGGUAUUUUUCAGCCUGUGGUGGAAUGAGGCAUGUCUGCGAGCCAUUUGCGCUGUGGUUGUUGGUUUUUAUCGCUUUGCGUAGAGCUGCUUUUCCAGAGCUUAUUAUGGACUCUUCCACUGAACUCAACUUAGAGUCUGCCAGCAUAACUUUCCUGGACUCAGCAAGGUUGAAUAGGACUGUCAGAGCUGAACAUUAUUCUUGCAGUUAUCAUUCUUAUUAGGUAUUUUCAUUAUUAUUAUUAAUAUUGUUAUGAAUACAUUGUCAUUGCUAUUUUAUAUUUUUUAUAUUAUUUUUGUUCUUGAUGUAAUCUGUUACCCAUUUUUUGUUAUCUUUAUCACCCACUGAGGAGUUUAAUUUUUUCAGUCCAAUAUCAGUCAUGGUCAUCAAUUCCCAAAAACAUCAAGAAUGUAAUGAAAGCACAGAAGAGAGGACCUUGAGAUGUGGCUUUCCAGAGAUGCUCAGAGACACAAUACGCCCACUUGCAUGACACAACAGCGGCUUCUGGAGCAUCCCUGGUGCAUUCUGUGUACUGAAAGUUUGGCAUCGGUGACUGUGUUACAGUGGACACGAUGAGGAUGAAACACUAUUUGUGCUUUGCUGGAGGCUCCACUGGAUCAUAUAACUGUUUGUGUUCCCUCCAUUUCUCCUACCAGCUCUUUCUACAGCCUUGCGAACUAGACAAAAAGAAAAACUUAACCUCAAAGACCCUAGUAGUGGGCCUUGAGGCACCUCGGCACAUUAACUGAGGCUGUUCUCACCCUCCUCUGAACUCCAUCAAUCUUCCACAGUGCCAGCUGCAGAGACUGCAAACAGACUCUCAUGUUGUGCAGACAGAGUGAAAGACAACUGUGCAAUAUGAUGACAGAUGCUUGAUGCUCAAGCAAGGCUGAUGUCAGACCCGAUGGCAGGUUUUCCUUAUUUUUGGAAUUUUCUACCAUGUUUAUAGAGCAUAGACACAUUUGUGUAUAAGGACUCUGCAUUAGCAAUUAUCAAAGAUUCUUUCUCCAUAAAAUGGUGAUGGAUGAAAGCACAUGACUUUGAGACCUGUGAUAAAUUUUAAUUUUGGGAGAAAAUAUUUAGAGAUAUUACAUAUAAAAAAUUCUAGAAUAUAGUGUUUCAGGAAAAUACCUUUGGUUUUCUACUUGACACCCCCUGAUUGUUGAACACCUGGACAUCUGGUCCUGUGUAUUGUCUAGUGUUUUUGUAACUAUGUCUGUAACCCAUAACCUCCAAUAACCUUCCCUCUUGUUUCAGUCUUGCACAGUACAGGUGAUCAGACUCCUACCUGUUUGCUUACCUCCCUUCUACAUAUCUGUAUUUAUUAUUUUAUUUUUAUUUUCAAUUGUACAGUUUUCAGAGCACAAGAUGAAUGUGUUAUUUCUAAUAAAAACAUAUCCACAUGA